Messenger RNA from Hemisphaericaspora subhashii, 1293 nucleotides. RefSeq lists its product as uncharacterized. NCBI's taxonomy places the organism in Eukaryota, Fungi, Ascomycota, Pichiomycetes, Serinales, Debaryomycetaceae. The record is from RefSeq and is a predicted model, not a curated record. Gene Ontology annotation, molecular function: protein binding. The transcript has a single exon. The coding region runs from base 1 to 1293 and encodes 430 amino acids.
AUGGCACCAUCAAGUGAAGAAUACGAACAACCACCACAACAACCACAACCCCAACAACCAGAAGAAGAAGAAUUCAUAGACAUCAACGAAGUAGCAGAAGAAGUCGCCGAUGAAGACAUCAACGCCCCCGAACCACUCGAUGACGACGAAGAAAUGCAACUCGACGACGACGAAGACGACGUCUUAGAAAUCGACAUGAGUAACAACUCCUGGGCCUAUUUCGACCACCACAAGGACUCUAUCUUCACCAUCUUCUCUCAUCCCACCUUACCCAUGGUUGUGACUGGAGGUGGGGACAAUACUGCCUAUUUAUGGACCACCCAUACCCAACCCCCACGCUUUGUGGGCGAGAUCCAAGGACAUAAGGAAUCAGUCAUUACUGGAGGUUUUACCCAUGAUGGGAAAUAUUGUAUUACCGGGGAUAUGGCGGGUGUUAUUCAAGUAUAUGUUUCCAACAAGACCGGUGAGAAAUGGACUCAAUUUGCGACCUUGGAUGAAGUUGAAGAAGUGUUGUUUGUGAUUGUGCAUCCGACAUUACCAUAUUUCGCGUUUGGAUCUCCUGAUGGGUCGGUAUGGUGUUAUCAAAUCGAUGAAGUUGGGAACGGCGGCGUCGUGCAGAUCAUGUCGGGGUUUUCUCAUGGGUUGGAAUGUAAUGGAGCCGUAUUUAUUCCGGGGAAAGAUGAUGAUGAUGAGAAUGAAUUAAGUUUGGUGUCGAUUUCUGAGGAUGGUACGGUUGUGAAUUGGAAUUGUUUCACCGGGGGGAUAAAUUAUAAAUUACAACCUCAUGAUGAUUUCAAAGGGGUUGAAAGUCCUUGGGUUACUAUUAAAGUAUUGAAUAAUGUUAUUGCCAUUGGAGCAAGAGAUGGACAAUUGGCAAUUAUAAAUAAUGAUAAUGGGAAGAUUGUUCAUGGAUUUAAAACUUUGGAUAAUGUUGAAGAUAUUGCUGAAUUAUCUAUUGAAGCUAUUGAUUGGUGUAAAUCAAAAACUAUUAAUUUAUUAGCAAUUGGUUUAGUUUCAGGUGAUGUUUUAUUGUUUGAUACUACUUCUUGGAGAUUAAGAAAAAAUAUUAAAGUAGAUGAUGCCAUUACGAAAUUGGAAUUUGUUGAUGAAACUCCGAUUUUAAUUGGUUCAAGUAUGAAUGGUAAGAUUUAUAAAUGGGAUUCAAGAACUGGUGAAGAAUUAUUUGUUGGUGUUGGUCAUAAUAUGGGGGUUUUAGAUUUCGCGAUUUUGGAACAUGGAAAUAAAUUGGUAACUGCUGGUGAUGAAGGUGUAUCCUUAAUCUUUACCAUGUAG